AUCUGAUGUAUAACUUUGUACAUAAAAAAGGGCAUCUUCUUACUUUGUUAGGUUUUCUGAAGACUGCCCAAAACACGGACGCUGCAGCCAUCCACCAUGGGAGUCUUCACCUUCGUGUGCCGCCACUCUGAUGGCCAAUGGAUUGCCAAGCAGCUCUCCGACGGCGACCUCGAGGCCUCCGCUUCAUCCACCUUCGAGCUACAGAGGAAGCUCGUCCAGACCUCUCUCUCCGCUGACUCCUCCGGCGGUGUCCAGUCCUCUUUCUCUUUCAUCACCCCCUCCUCGGCCGUUUUUCAGGUGAUCAUUGGUGGUGGUGGUGGUGGAGGAGCUUUCUUUGGUGGAGGUGGUGGUGCUGCUGCAGCGGCUCCAGCAGGAGGUGCAGCAGCCACAGCUGAUGCAGCUGCAGCUGAGGAAAAGAAGGAAGAGCCAGCAGAGGAAAGUGAUGAUGACAUGGGAUUCUCUCUAUUUGAUUAGAAAAUAUUUCUAGUGAAUUGGAUUUAUAUGACGUUAACCAUUUUUAAGUAGAGAAACUUUUUGUAUUAAUUGAAAAAUAUAUAUAUUUUUGAAGAUUUUCAAUGCUUUA
Messenger RNA from Hevea brasiliensis (rubber tree), 583 nucleotides. Its product is annotated as 60S acidic ribosomal protein P3. Bases 97 to 474 code for a protein of 125 amino acids. NCBI's taxonomy places the organism in Eukaryota, Viridiplantae, Streptophyta, Magnoliopsida, Malpighiales, Euphorbiaceae. The record is from RefSeq and is a predicted model, not a curated record. Gene Ontology annotation, molecular function: structural constituent of ribosome. Gene Ontology annotation, cellular component: ribosome. The transcript has 2 exons.